Molecule: messenger RNA, 435 nt
Organism: Formica exsecta
Lineage: Eukaryota; Metazoa; Arthropoda; Insecta; Hymenoptera; Formicidae
Exons: 1
Source: RefSeq, a predicted model, not a curated record
AUGGCAGCAUACACAAACAAAGAAUAUUACGAUAUGCUGAUGGCACUUGGCGAAUGUCAAGGACAGCAUUACUUAGCUGCAAGACGAUAUGCCGAAUUAUACCCAAAUCGAGAAAGACAUCCAUCGGCUCACGUCAUACUUGCAACAGCUCAGAGGCUACACGAGACUGGCAGUGUCCUUUCAAAUAAACACGACACUGGGAGAAAUCGCGAUACAAGAAAUUUGCAGAACACGGAGCAAAUUAUACGUGCUUUCGAGCAUAAACCCGAAACGAGUAUUCGGGUGGUUGCUCGAGAACACGAUUUAUCUUAUGCAACUGUGCAAAGAAUAUUGAAAGAAGAAAAGUUGCACGCAUAUCACUACACACGCGUGCAAGAUUUGCGACCAGAAGAUUUUCAAGCGAGACGUACGUUUUGCGAAAAUUUUCUGAGGAAA